Pseudomyrmex gracilis is the source of this 5514-nucleotide messenger RNA. RefSeq names its product serine/threonine-protein kinase Warts (gene wts). NCBI's taxonomy places the organism in Eukaryota, Metazoa, Arthropoda, Insecta, Hymenoptera, Formicidae. Gene Ontology annotation, biological process: hippo signaling; G1/S transition of mitotic cell cycle; positive regulation of apoptotic process. The record is from RefSeq and is a predicted model, not a curated record. The transcript is spliced from 5 exons. The coding region runs from base 397 to 3819 and encodes 1140 amino acids. Gene Ontology annotation, molecular function: protein binding; protein serine/threonine kinase activity; ATP binding.
CGCCUCGACGACGUCUCCGCGAAAUGAACGUACGCGCGUGAUCGGUCUCUUAUCCCCGUGAGUUGUCAAGUAGGUAGUAGUACUCAUCACCAAGGUGUUCGCGCAUGGUCCGGACCCUUCUCGUUGUUUGUAUCCCCGUCCCGCGUCGGCUAACGCGGUCCGGUGAUAGAAACGCGUUUUUGUUGCGUGUAAACGAGAAACAUUCGGUUCGCGUAACGUCUCCGAGAAAUUAUGUGAACCACACACACACACACACACACACACACCCGAGCACCGGAGGUACAUACCACCGCACUGUCUCUCUGCUACAAUGACGCUGAAGAGCAGCGUCCAUUAGCAACGUUCUUUUAUUUUCCAGAUUAAAGCUAGGUCCCAGAGGGCCUAGCAUGGGCUACCAUGAAUCCGCCCGCGGUCAGCAAAUCAAGCACACGUGGUUCUGGAUACCAUCAGAAGGCAUUAGCUGAGAUUCGCAACUCGUUGCUACCGUUUGCCAAUAUCGGCGGAGCCGGUGAGGUGGGCUCGAGUGCUGCUAGCACCAUUUCUACCGUGUCCACUACUAGCGGGAUCAGUUCCGCUUCCGGUCUCAGCGGACUAUCCGGUGCUUCCGGUUCCACUGCUGAUAAGCAGGAUCAGCGACAAGCGUUAGGACAACUGUUAGCCAUGGGCUAUUCAGAGGAAAUAGGAUUGCGCGCCCUCAAGUUCGCAGGAUGGCGGUUGGACGCGGCAGUAGAGUAUUUGAAGCAGGCUCAAGGGGAAUCUCUGAACGGUUUCAGCAAACUCAAUACCAAACUCAUGAGAAAGCCGAGUCUCGAGAGAGAAUUGAAUUUGCAACGCGGCAGUCCCGCUUUGGACAGCGGGGCCGGUAGUUCGCGAUCCGACAGUCCGCGUCUUACGGAACUCGGCACGCAUCCGCAACUGAGUCGUCAGUACUCGCCCAGUAAUUUUGUGGAACGCGAACCACCGCCACCGCCGCCUCCACGAUGUAGUUCUACACCGCCGCCGCCGCCGCCGCACGCGCCUUACAAUCAGCCUAACGUGCCGACAAAUAUGCAGCAAAUGCUCAAACGAAUGUCACCAGCGCCGGUUGUGCCGACGAGACCGGCCGUGACAACGGCCGGCGCGUCCGGGACCGCGUCGUCGGUAAAUCCACCGCAACGCGGCACCAGUCCGGUUGCGAACGCCAAUAACUCGGGCAGUCGUCAGCCGAUGAUUGUGCAAAACGGGCCGCAGGUGCAGCAGCAACUGACGCAGCAGAUGCAGGCGCUCAGCAUUUAUCAAACGAGCGGCGGCAACACGAGCACCCAAGUCGAACCGCCACCACCGUAUCCCAUAGUUCCAUCCUCAUCCGCCGGUCAACCAAUUCAACCGCCUUCCUAUAGCGCCUCCAUACAGAAUCGCCAGAGUCCCACGCAGUCACAGCAAGAUUAUCGCAAGAGCCCGUCGUCGGGCAUUUACUCGGGCCCUACUUCAGCCGGUACACCCAGUCCCAUUACCGUAUCCACAAUACCGCCCAGCAGCACGCAGACGUCGAUGGCACGUCCGACACCGUUACAAGCAUGGGGUGCACGGCAGGCCAAAACGCAACCGCCGAUAAUCAUGCAGUCGGUCAAGAGCACGCAAGUGCAGAAACCCGUGUUACAGACCGCGAUCGCGCCCACGGCACCGCAGUCAAUUUCCACCACCACCAGCAACACGCCUCCGCCGCCGCCUUCUUACGCGUCGUCCAUUCAACAGAAACAACCACCUACUUAUCCACCUGUGAGCAACAUCGUCACGUCGCCUGCCAACAUACCGACGACGGAACCACCGAGCUACGCAACCACGAUGCAGGCGUUGGCAGCGCAGCGCGGUAUGCAUCAUUCGUUACUGCCACCGCCUUACACCACUCCCGCUGAAGACACAGUCUCCUCCACGAUGGAGAGCGGUAACGCUACUCGAACCUCUCCCGUUGCUCAUCAUCCACCGCUCCAAAGGAAAUACUCGCCGGCCGAUAAUUGCCAUAUUGGAGCAAUGGAUGCGCUACCUUUGCCACAGGUCGUAUCGACCGCCAUGUCCGCGAGGAAUAACAACCACUCGUCCUUGCCCGAAAGCAACGGCGGCGGCAAUGGCGGCAGUGUUAACAAAGCUAGUGGCGGUACUAAAGGCGAUAACGGCGGCGGUAGUGGCGGUGCUGGUAGUAGUGAUAACGGUGGUGGUAGCGGCGGCACAACCGCCACCGAUGCCGGUCCUGGUCCCGGCGGUGGUCCCGGUGGUGGUUCCGGUGGUGGUAUUAUCGGUCCCGGUGUUGGUGGUUGCGGUGCGGGUGGUGGUGCACCCUCGUCUUACAAAAUUAAGCACCAGUCUCCCAUACCCGAGCGCAAAACAAUGAGUAUCGAGAAGGAAGAGGAGCGCAGGGACUGCAAGGUGAAAAACUAUUCUCCUCAGGCGUUCAAGUUCUACAUGGAGCAACACGUGGAGAACGUCAUCAAGUCGCACAGGCAACGUAUUUACCGGCGCUUGCAGUUGGAGAACGAGAUGGCUAAAAUCGGUCUGAGCGAGGAGGCGCAAUUUAUGAUGAGAAAGAUGUUGUCGCAAAAAGAAUCAAAUUACAUCAGACUGAAGCGAGCGAAGAUGGACAAGUCGAUGUUCACGAAGAUCAAGCCGAUCGGCGUGGGCGCGUUCGGCGAAGUCACGCUCGUGAGGAAGCUCGACACAAAUCAGUUUUACGCGAUGAAAACUCUGCGCAAAGCCGACGUGUUGAAUCGCAAUCAAGUGGCGCACGUGAAGGCGGAGCGCGACAUAUUGGCGGAGGCUGACAACGAAUGGGUCGUCAAGCUCUAUUACUCGUUUCAGGACAAAGACAAUUUAUACUUUGUAAUGGACUACAUACCGGGCGGUGACUUGAUGUCGCUGUUGAUUAAACUCGGUAUUUUCCAAGAACCGUUGGCCAGAUUUUACAUAGCCGAGCUCACAUGCGCGGUCGAGAGCGUUCACAAAAUGGGUUUUAUUCACAGAGACAUCAAACCGGACAACAUACUGAUAGAUCGCGACGGACACAUUAAGUUGACCGAUUUCGGUCUUUGUACGGGAUUUCGCUGGACUCACAAUUCUAAAUAUUACCAGCAAAACGGUCAUGGUAAACAAGAUUCAAUGGAUCCAGCUGACGAUUGGAACAACGAGUGUCAAUGCAUACAGUUGAAACCGUUGGAACGCAGACGACACAGGGAACAUCAGAGGUGUUUGGCGCAUUCUCUGGUCGGGACCCCGAAUUACAUAGCGCCGGAGGUUUUACAGCGCACGGGAUACACGCAGUUGUGCGAUUGGUGGAGCGUGGGAGUAAUUUUGUACGAAAUGCUGGUCGGUUCUCCACCGUUUCUUGCCAAUACGCCCGCUGAAACUCAGUACAAAGUAAUUAACUGGGAGACGACUCUUCACAUACCGCCGGAAGCGAAGCUGUCGCCCGAAAGCACGGAUCUGAUACUGAAGCUAUGCGUAGGCGCGGAUCGUCGAUUGGGUAAAAACGCGAGCGAGGUUAAGAGCCAUCCGUUUUUCGCGAGUAUCGACUUUGAGAAAGGACUACGGCGUCAAAUGGCGCCUCACAUACCGCGCAUCGAAUAUCCGACCGACACGAGCAACUUCGAUCCCGUGGAUCCCGACAAGUUGCGAAACUCCGAGUCAUCGGACUCGAACAAAUCGGACGAGCUGCUCGACAACGGGAAGCCCUUUCACGGUUUCUUCGAGUUCACGUUCAGACGGUUUUUCGACGACAACGGCGGUCCGGUGUAUCCUAGUCGAAUCAGUUUGGACGAUAACGACAAUCAAGGUCCCGUUUACGUAUGACAUUAGGCUAAUUAAGUUGACGAAAGUGAGCCUUAAGUUACUGUAUAAAAAGUAUAUAAUCGUCGGAAACGUCUAAUUUUUUCUCUUGCUUGAAUAUAUAAUAUAAUAGAGUAUAACAGAUGAAUAUUUAAAAGAGAGAAAACGCGUGAAAAAAUUUAAUCGUUUAAACAUAGUGUGAACCUUUACUUUUGCAUUACUUAGAAGACCUGCUUAAUUAAUCUUAUUAAAAAAAUAUAAACCUAUGUAUUAUAUUUUCAAACUGUUAUCGCGGGAAUUACACGAAAAAAAAAAGAAAAAAAAAAGAGAAAGAGAGAAUCUCCAAACUAGUAGCGGUGUGUUUUUUAACAAAGCUUACGUACGUGAUAAGCAUAAAUAUGUUUCGCAAAGAAAUCUCUUUGUGUGUGAAAAAAUCAAAUCGCAUCUAAAUUUACAAAAACAGGUUGAGAGAAAUGACAUCGCCAACUAAAUUCGCAUUAAAUCUUACAGGAUUCUCAAAGGUUGCGUAGAACAGGACUGUGUAUAGAACAAACGCAAACAGAGAUGGUUUGCUAAUUUAUACGCUGAUUGAAAACGAUUUCACUUGAUCUCCCUUGACUUUGAAGCCCGGGAAAAAAAAAGUCCCGCGCGUGGUAUCGGGUUAUAUAAAUAAUUUCUAUACGCGAGAGAGAUCAGAUGCUGAUCUCUCUCUCUCACACACGAUUGUGUGCAAUUUAUACAUAAUCAAGAUACAAAAUUUGUCCGUGUGUCGAAGACACACUUUGUUUCCGGUAGGUGUUUCAACCGAGUGUUCUUCGUCUAACAUAUUGAAGAUUACGUUCGCUUCCAGUUCUAAAAGUUUCAGGCGUCGCACACAAGAUAAAAUGAGAUAAAGAUGUGAUGAUAACUAAAUACAAUAAAUUAUGUAAAUACAAUUUUUAAUUAUUCGACGACGAUCUUCGAUAUUGGUGGGGCGAAGAUGCGUAUAUAUUUUGCCCCUUUUAUCGAAGAUAAUGUCAAUGAACAAUUGCACUUGCAGGAUUUGUUGCAGUUACCUAUCGCGUAUCUUUUCUCUUUUCUCUUCUGAGGAUCUCUCGUGAUCUUUAAACGAACUAGAAGCGAGACACGCCUCUUUGAUAUUGGGAUAAAAAAAAACGCUCUCGGUCUUCUCUCUUUUAUUUAUUUUUCACGAAUCGUUGAAACGAACGGGAGUCGUGUCUCUCGAUUCGCGCAAUUGCCUUUUUCUUGUCUCCCUGUUUUUCUUUCUUUUUUUUUUCUUUUCUUUUUUUUAACGAUAUGCGAUUUUAGUGUGCGAGUGUGCGUUGUGUGUACAUAUACCCUACAAAUCAACGAAUAUAACGUAUUUCGACGCGACGAUAAGUGAAAGAAGUGAAAUAAUCGUUGGCUACAAGCGACAUGUAUAAUACGACGUAUUUAUUGAAAAAAAAAAAAAAAAGAAGAAAGACCAUUUUGCCUGAAAAAUUUUUUUUUUAUUCGUUCGUAUUGGCAUUGGAAAAAAAAUAUAUCGAGCUCCUAAUAAUGUUUCAAACAAGUACUGUGAUAUUGUUACACAUGAUUAGAAUAAUACGGCUUUUAAAUAAACGUGUCAAUUUUAUUUAACACAUAUGUAAUAUCUACAUAUGUAAUAUAUCAAUAACGUAUCGUCUUCUAAUUGUAUAUCAAAAAUUUAAAGAAAAAAAUUACUAUUAUAUUAUAUAU